Messenger RNA from Aspergillus terreus NIH2624, 1530 nucleotides. RefSeq lists its product as uncharacterized. Bases 1 to 1530 code for a protein of 509 amino acids. The record is from RefSeq and is a predicted model, not a curated record. Gene Ontology annotation, molecular function: transmembrane transporter activity. NCBI's taxonomy places the organism in Eukaryota, Fungi, Ascomycota, Eurotiomycetes, Eurotiales, Aspergillaceae. The transcript is spliced from 2 exons. Gene Ontology annotation, biological process: transmembrane transport.
AUGUCUUCCCCAGACAGUACAACCCACACACCCACCACCACUCCAACAGUGGUUACUCCGGACCCGCCAUACAGCAUCUUUGACAAACGUCAAAAGUGGCUAAUCAUCAUCAUUGUCUCGACAGCAGCAACAUUUUCGGGCUUCGCUUCAAACAUCUACUUUCCCGCUCUACCAACCAUUGCGAAUGAUCUCAAUGUAUCCCUCGAACUCGUCAACCUCACCGUCACCUCCUAUCUUAUCUUCCAAGGCCUAGCACCGAGUUUCUGGGGCCCAAUAUCCGAUGUGAAGGGUCGGCGCACCGCCUACAUCUGCACCUUUAUCGUGUUCUUCUGCGCGUGUAUCGGCCUCGCGGAGACCAAGAACUAUGCGACGUUGAUUGUCGUUCGGUGUCUUCAGAGCGCCGGCAGCGCCAGCACAAUUGCAAUUGGAUCUGGCGUGAUUGGCGACAUCACCACUCGUGCUGAUCGAGGCGGGUAUAUGGGGAUUUUCCAAGCAGGGCUUCUUGUUCCAGUGGCCGUGGGGCCAGUGAUCGGAGGCGCAAUCGCCGGUUCGCUGGGAUGGAAAGCAAUCUUUUGGUUCCUGGCUAUCUACAGCGGUGUCUUCUUGUGUCUAUUGAUUGCUGUGCUUCCUGAGACACUGCGAUCCAUUGUCGGCAAUGGCUCUCGAAAGUCGUCCCACCCCCUACGCAGAUACCCACUGAACCUCUAUCAAAAAUCAAGCAAGGUACCAUGGCAGCAGGGCCAGGACGGCCAGUCCACAACUGCAGCAAAGAAAAUCGACCUUUUGGGACCGCUUCGCAUGCUCCUCAGCAACCACGCAGCCCCUAUCAUCUUCUUUCUGGCGAUUUACUAUGCAGUGUGGCAGAUGAGCAUCACGGCAAUGUCCUCACUGUUCAAAACCCGCUACGGGCUGUCCGAGAUCCAGAUUGGCCUGACCUUUAUUGCGAACGGGGUUGGCUCGAUGGUCGGGACCUUGGUGACGGGCAAGAUCCUCGAUGCCGAUUACCGUCGCGUCAAGACAAAGUACGAGGCUUCAUUCGACAGCGAGCAUGGAGAUGCAAUCUCCCAGACUGCACGGGAGGAGAACUUCCCUCUGGAGAGCGCUCGCCUCCGUCUUGUCCCCAUCUUCUCCAUUACCCAGUGCCUUUCCAUUAUUCUGUUUGGCUGGACAAUUCAGUACCCCAAUAAAGUCCACAUCGCGGUGCCGAUUGUGUCCACCUUUAUCACAGGAUGGACAGCGGUCUCCACGCAGUCCCUCAUCAUGACAUAUCUGGUUGAUAUCUUCCCUGAUAGAAGCGCUGCCGCAAGCGCUAGUCUGAACCUGGCAAGAUGCCUGUUUGCUGCCGGCGGUACGAGUUUUAUCAUGCCUAUGAUCAAUGGGGUGGGCGUUGGAGUGGCAUUUACGAUCUGCGUUGUCGUACAGCUGGUGGCCUUGAUCGGCCCUCUGGUUCAGUGGAAGUUUGCUGCUAGAUGGAGAAGGAAAGAGAGAGAGGAAGCUGCGCAAAGGGAAGAGCAAAAGGGAGAGUGUUGA